CAGCCAUGGCUCUGAAGGGACCCUGCCCAGCUCUCCUGCUGCCCCUCGCUUUGCUGGUCGCCUGCCUGGCCCUGUCCAGCGGGGAUCCAUGGAAUCUGCUGAAUGACAUAUUCCGGAGACAGCACGUGAACAACCCCAAGAACGAAGCCAUCAACAACAAAGUCUACUGCAACAUGAUGAUGUGGGACCGGGGCGUAUUCUGGAAGUACACCAACACCUUCAUCCAUGCGCCCAUCAGCACUAUCAAUGCCGUCUGCAAAGCAGAUGGCAUACCCGUUGGGGGCUUCAAACGCAAGAGCAAGAAGGAGUUCACAAUCACCACCUGCACAUUUAACUUGGGGACCUUCUCUUUCAACGGACUCAGUGGCAAAAACAAGAUUGUCCUCGCCUGCUUGAAUGGACUCCCUGUGAAAUUUGUGAGGCACAUUUAGGACCCAGCCAGGGUGUGGAAGGCAAGAGGGGGACCCUGCUGCUUGCACUAACCCUGCUCUGUCCCUUCCACAUUGGCCACGGCACCUGGCUCCUCACCCACCUCUAAACACUAGUAAGAUGGUAUACGUGUUUUCACCCCUCAACCACCGCUGCCCCUGUGCCCAUUAUACUGUAUAGCCUCCCCUUCCCCACCCCACCCUCUGUUGCCCCUAAUGACCAUUAUACAGUAUAGCCGCCCCUUCCCAAUCUCCACCCUCUGCUGCCCCCUAGUGCCCAUUAUACAGUAUAGCUGCCCCUUCCCUGCCCCUCACCCUCUGCUGUUCCUAGUGGCCACUACUGUAUAGCUGGCCCUUCCCCAUCUUGUUAUCCCUGCUGUCACAUGGCGGCCAUCUAAAAACCUAUCCUUUAAUUAAGAAAUAUUAAUCAGUUUCAUGUUCUUGUAUUGUGUAUUCAGGCUGAUCAUGAGCAAUCCUCAUAUAUGUCAAGAUUAAGUGUUA
Chrysemys picta bellii (western painted turtle) is the source of this 929-nucleotide messenger RNA. RefSeq names its product ribonuclease-like. Gene Ontology annotation, biological process: defense response to Gram-positive bacterium. The record is from RefSeq and is a predicted model, not a curated record. Lineage: Eukaryota; Metazoa; Chordata; Testudines; Emydidae. Gene Ontology annotation, molecular function: nucleic acid binding; RNA nuclease activity.